AUGUCAACGAAUCAGCAAGAUCUAGAUCCGGGUAAUACUGUAAAUGUGGAUGAUGUUACAGACACUGAAAAAGAACUUAUUAAAGAAUGUGAAGAAAUAUGGAAAGAUAUGGAAGAAUGUCAGAAUAAAUUAUCACUUGUUGGAACUGAGACACUUACCAACUCUAAUGCUCAGCUAUCAUUAUUAAUUAUGCAAGCUAAAUUUUUGGCUGCUGAACUCAGUCAAUGGCAGAAAAAAACUCCCAAAAUUAUUCCACUGACUGAAGAUGUUUUAGUAACAUUAGGAAAAGAAAAGUUCCAAAAAUUGAAAUGUGAUCUAGAAGUGAUAUUGUCUGCUAUUCAGUCAAAGAAUAAAAAGUUAAAGGAAGACUUGGAGAGGGAGCAACAGUGGUUGAACGAACAAGAACAAGUACUGGAGUCUCUUAAUACACUAUACAGUGAACUGAAAAACCAGGUUGUACCAUUUUCUGAAUCAAGAAUCUUAAAUGAGCUGAAAACUAAAAUGCUUAAUAUCAAAGAAUAUAAGGAGAAGCUCUUGUUCACCUUGGGUGAGUUUCUAGAAGACCAUUUUCCUCUACCUGAUGGAAAAGUUAAAAAGAAAAAGAAAAACAUUCAAGAAUCAACUGCACAGCUGAUAACACUCCAUGAAAUGUUAGAGAUCCUUAUAAAUAGAUUAUUUGAUGUUCCACAUGACCCAUAUGUCAAAAUUAGUGAUUCCUUUUGGCCGCCUUAUAUUGAGCUGCUGCUGCGUAAUGGAAUUGCCUUGAGACAUCCAGAAGAUCCAAAGCGAAUAAGAUUAGAAGCUUUCCAUCAGUAA
Orycteropus afer afer is the source of this 816-nucleotide messenger RNA. It is a transcript of the gene CENPK, whose product is annotated as centromere protein K. Gene Ontology annotation, cellular component: nucleus. The transcript is spliced from 9 exons. Bases 1 to 816 code for a protein of 271 amino acids. Gene Ontology annotation, biological process: kinetochore assembly; mitotic sister chromatid segregation. The record is from RefSeq and is a predicted model, not a curated record. Lineage: Eukaryota; Metazoa; Chordata; Mammalia; Tubulidentata; Orycteropodidae.